CAUUUCUACUCAAGGAUGGAGAAGGAUGGUAGGAAGUCAAAAACGUUUGUGUCUACUUUCCGGUUGAAUCUCAAGCCUCGAGCCAAACCUCUCUGUGUGGAGAGGCAGAGGGAGGAUGGACUGGAUCCCACUAACAGGACGCUGAUGGGAAACAAGAAACUUGGAGUCUCAUCCACAACAGACUCCAGGCCAACACUGACACCCGUCCAGGCGGAGGAAAGGCCUCACUUCAAACAGCCGCUCAGUGACUGUACGGUGUGUGAAGGAAGUGAUGCCACAUUUCAAGGUGUUAUCACAGGAAGUCGGCCUCUGAGCGUUUCCUGGCAACACAAUGGUGAGACGGUGCGUUCAAGUAAUACGGCCUUCAAAAAUGGUGUUGCCAGCCUGGUGGUGACUCAGUGUUCACCUGGAGACGCCGGGACGUUUACCUGCACAGCUGAGAAUAGCGCUGGGAAGCAGUCGAGCAGUGCUGUGUUACAUAUCAAAGCAAGAAAGAAAAUCCCUGGAACAAGCAACCAUGAGCCGUAUGGUGAGGUCACGCUCAGGGCUGCGUCACCUGAAAACGUCCAAUUGUCUUCAGCUUCCGAAGAGAAAAGCCAACAUAAAGAGGACAACAAAGCACCCGCACCUGUAUGUCCACCUCCUUGCUCGGCCUCCACAGACCUUCAAGCAAAAGUCCCUGCUAGAAAAGGACCUCCUGUGGAGUUUAUAGGCCCGCCAGAGCAGGUGGAGGUCCGAGUAGGAGAGCAGGCCCGGCUGCACUGUGAGUUCAGGAGCAGCUCAGCUCCUGUGGCCUGCUGCUGGAUUUUCAACAAAGACAAGGUGGUGGCAGGUGGGCUGAGGUUGUCCGUCAGCAGUAGUGAGACACACAGCAGUGUGGAGAUCUCUCAGGCCUGUCCGGCCGACGCAGGCUCGUACUGUCUUGUCGUCCGAAACAGACAAGGCUCUGCCCAGCAUACAGUCUCCCUCAGUGUCAUAGACCGCCCCGACCCACCUGCAUCCCAACCUGUUGUUUCCCAGCUGUCCACGCAGUCCCUGGUCCUCUCCUGGACGGGCCCCAGCUACGACGGGGGCACGGCUGUGCUGGGCUACGUCUUGGAGGUCAAACAAGAGUGCCUGGACAAGCCCGGGAGCUGGACCGAGGUAGCGAGCCGUUGUAAGAGCACAUCCUACCACGUCCGCUCCGGCCUGGAGCCUCAGGGGCAGUACCGCUUCCGUGUCAGAGCCUACAACUCGGCAGGGGCCAGCGAACCGAGCCAAGAGUCCGAGUGCAUCAAGAUGGCCACUGCGAAGGAGAAGAAGAAGAAGAGGGAGGAGGAAGAGACAGACUCGUACGUCACAGUGACCGUCGACACCAAACACAAGGUCAAGGACCACUACAUUCUGCACGAGAAGCUGGGAGUUGGGAAGUUUGGCCAGGUGUUCCGUUUGUCCCACAAAGAGACGGGCCAGGAGUGUGCCGGGAAGUUCUACCGAGCCCGGACCUCCAAGGACAGGGAGGCGGCCCGCAAGGAAAUUGAACUGAUGAACAGUCUUCACCACCCCAAGCUGGUUCAGAUUCUGGCUGCCUAUGACACACGCUCGGAGUUGGUCAUGGUCAUGGAAUAUAUUGCGGGCGGGGAGCUCUUCGAACGCAUUGUGGAUGACAACUUCGAGCACACGGAGCUCACCAGCGCCCGCUACAUGAUGCAGAUCCUGGAGGGCAUGCAGUACGUUCACAGGCAGAACAUCGUCCACCUGGACCUCAAGCCAGAGAACAUCGUCUGUGUGGACACGACCGGUACACGGAUCAAGAUCAUCGACUUUGGCCUGGCGAGUAAACUGGAGGAGGGCACGCCUCUGAUGGUGAUGCACGGCACACCUGAGUUCGUGGCCCCCGAGGUGAUCAGCUUUGAGCCCGUGGGCCUGGAGACGGACAUGUGGAGCAUCGGAGUCAUCUGCUUCAUCCUGCUCAGUGGAGAAUCCCCCUUCCAGGGGAACAGUGACGCUGAGACUCUAAGUCUUGUGACUGCCGCCCGCUAUGAGUUCGACCAGGAGAGCUUUGAGGACAUCUCUGAUCACGCUAAAGACUUCAUCAGCUCCCUGCUGAAGAAAGACAGGAGAUGCAGAUUGUCAUGUACCGAGUCCCUCGCCCACCCAUGGAUGGCCUCGUUCACCCCUCUGACCCGCAGAGCCACCAAGUCCCUCAAUAAGGGGAAGAUGAGGCGCUUUCUGGCCAAGCGCAAGUGGAAGAAAACUGGCAAGGCUGUUCUGGCCCUCCAGCGGAUGGCUAACCUCUCUAACAGGCCAGACUCUCCUGGCAGCUCCUCAGAGGAGCCAGGGUGGAGCCAACAGGCAGAGGAGGCCAUCCAGUCGCUGGAUAAGCAGCUCCAGAGCGAACCCCGCUUCCAGCAGGCCCUGAAGGAUGCCACCCUUCGCAAAGGAGCGACCGCUCAGCUAACUUGCCUUGUCAAUGGCUACCCACAGCCGAAGGUGAAGUGGCUUCGGAACGAGAAGCCGGUGUCUGGAUCGUCCAGAGUGACCAUGGAGCAGCACGAAGACGGGAUCUGCUCUCUGGUCCUGGCUGAUCUGGAGCCUUCUGACUCUGGGGUUUAUGUGUGCAGGGCCGGUAACAAGCUGGGGGAGGCGAUGUGCUCUGCCAAACUGACGGUGGAGAUGUGACUGUGGAACUUCAGAUUUCACUUGGAAGGAGACUCUGCAGAAGCAUGGACCAAUUUGAGAAAUGGACAGUUAUUCACUGCCACACCGAAGGCUGCUCACACACAAGUUCAAGGCACAGAGGGUGUGUUCGGAUCUGUGAAGGGGAUCGUAACAUUUGAACGUGGUUUCGUUUUGCUACAAGGUCAUAACGCGUUGCUGUGGCUGAGCUCGGCACUGUUCACAUGAAAAUUGUACAUGUUGCACAUUUAAAUAUCAUUCCAAUGUACAUUUUUAAAAGGAAUUUAAAAAGGAAAAUUAAAGGCUGAAUUUUAGAGAAAAAACCUGAAUAUGAAUGUUUCUAAAUAAACUUUUUUUUUUUUUUUCUCUCAAAUUGAAACCAAGGACCAAAGACAAUCAAAAUGGAUGAAUAGCUUAAUGGGGAAAAUGAGUUUGG
Molecule: messenger RNA, 3094 nt
Organism: Acanthopagrus latus (yellowfin seabream)
Lineage: Eukaryota; Metazoa; Chordata; Actinopteri; Spariformes; Sparidae
Product: myosin light chain kinase, smooth muscle-like
Exons: 17
Coding region: 16-2661 (881 amino acids)
Biological process (GO): protein phosphorylation
Molecular function (GO): protein binding; protein kinase activity; ATP binding
Source: RefSeq, a predicted model, not a curated record